AUGAUCUACACUCAAGUGAGAUUUCUCUCGCCACAGCCUGCCUUACGAGUACCGACCUCCUUUCGCUCCCACAACCAGCACAACCCCUUCUCCGACCAUGAAGCUAUCCUCUCUGUCACACCAUCUGCGAGCGCAGACGUGGGAAGCGUCAUGACGUCGUCCAAGAUCCUCCAAUGCCUGCCGGUAAUCUCAAUUGUCGUCACCGUCAAUAUGGCCUCGGAUCUGAAGCGAGAAAAGAUUGGCGACCAAUCGUUAUCAGACCAUGCCGAGACCGAUUACGCUCACUUGGACCAUCCAGGACGACCGUCCGAGGCCACGGCGGUUGAUGAGGAAGAGAGAAAGCGUCUAGAGGCUUCGCGCAAGCUGGAGAACCCUCUUGCUGGCUUCACGCCUGAACAGUUGAGUCGAAAAGGCGAGGACUACUGUCAACAACAUGGCAUUACCGACCAAGAAGACAUUCGGGCUUUUCGCCUUGGCGCCAUGAUCGCUGGAAAUAUGAACAAGUACGAUAGCAUGACGGAGAUCACUGCCGAUGAACGAGCAGUGCUUGACGGCGAGUCUACUCACAAGUGGCGGAACCCCAAGAUGCUCUAUGGCGUUGUUGCCGAGGCUGACCCUUUCCAAGUUUGUUCAUUCUGCGCUGUCGUCCAGGGUAUGGACGAGACUGUUGUCAAUGGCGCCCAGUCCUUCUACAAAAAGCAGUUCGGCAUCGGAGGAGAGACUGAGCGAGACACCUGGCUCCUUGGCUUGACAAACUCUGCUCCAUAUCUCUGCUGCGCCGUCAUCGGUUGCUGGCUUACAGAACCUAUGAACAAGCGGUUCGGCCGCCGUGGUACCGUCUUUAUCUCCUGUCUCAUCUCUGCCCUCGCCUGUUUCUGGCAGGCUUUCACCAAUACUUGGUGGCAUAUGUUCAUCGCUCGUUUCUUCCUCGGUUUCGGCAUUGGACCCAAGUCUGCCACCACUCCCAUCUUCGCCGCCGAAUCCUUUGGCAUUAUGAUGGGAUACGUUGCCGAUUUGGCUUUCUACUACGUGCCUGACAGAGGUGGUAUUGUCGGCCUUAACUGGAGGCUGAUGAUGGGCAGCGCCAUGCUACCUGCUGUUUUUGUCUGCGCAUGCUGCUACAUGUGUCCCGAGUCCCCUAGAUGGUACCUGACCAAGAACCGCCACUCCGACGCCUACAAAUCCAUGUGCCAGUUACGCUUCAAGAAGGUACAGGCUGCCCGCGAUCUCUUCUAUGCCAAUGCCCUUCUACAAGCCGAGAAGGAGACACAAGGCAUCGGUAAACACAACCGUUUCCUAGAGUUUAUUACGGUACGCCGUAAUAGAAACGGUAUGAUUGCGAGUCAGGUUGUUAUGUUUAUGCACCAAUUUUGCGGCGUGAACGUCAUAGCUUAUUACAGCUCUGAGAUCUUCCUGGCGGCCGAGUUCAGCGAAAUCGCCUGCAUCGCCCUGGGCAUCUAUCUCUUCGGCAUGGUCUAUUCCCCUGGCGAGGGACCGGUACCUUUCACUUACUCGGCCGAGGCAUACCCGCUGUACAUCCGCCCCAUCGGCAUGUCUCUGGCGACGGCCACGACGUGGUUCUUCAACUUCCUCCUUGCCGUCACCUGGCCUUCUCUUCAGGCGGCCUUUACGCCGACGGGCGCCUUUGGGUGGUAUGGCGGUUGGAACAUCAUCGGCUUCUUCCUGGUGUUGCUGCUCGUCCCGGAGACUAAGGAGAAGACCCUCGAGGAGCUGGACGCCGUGUUCAGCGUUCCACUGCGGACUUUUGCGCGGUACGGGCUCGCGCAGUUCUUCUACUUUUGGAAGAGGUACAUCUUUAGGCAGGACAUUAGCCCGCCUGCUGUGCCGCAUGCUGGAGGGGUUGACUAUCAUCGGGACUCGUUCAAGCAGGAGAAGCAGCACAACCCGACUGCUCGUGUUUAA
Molecule: messenger RNA, 1923 nt
Organism: Colletotrichum lupini
Lineage: Eukaryota; Fungi; Ascomycota; Sordariomycetes; Glomerellales; Glomerellaceae
Exons: 6
Coding region: 1-1923 (640 amino acids)
Biological process (GO): transmembrane transport
Cellular component (GO): membrane
Molecular function (GO): myo-inositol:proton symporter activity
Source: RefSeq, a predicted model, not a curated record